Molecule: messenger RNA, 835 nt
Organism: Zophobas morio
Lineage: Eukaryota; Metazoa; Arthropoda; Insecta; Coleoptera; Tenebrionidae
Gene: Gos28
Product: Golgi SNAP receptor complex member 1
Exons: 4
Coding region: 26-709 (227 amino acids)
Biological process (GO): endoplasmic reticulum to Golgi vesicle-mediated transport; vesicle fusion
Cellular component (GO): Golgi membrane; cis-Golgi network; Golgi medial cisterna
Molecular function (GO): SNAP receptor activity
Source: RefSeq, a predicted model, not a curated record
UGUGAGUAGUAUAGUAUGUUUCAAAAUGGCUGCUGCUUUGUCAUACGAAGAUUUGCGUAAACAUGCACGUCACCUGGAAAAUGAAAUAGAUUUGAAAUUAGUGGCUUUUAGUAAAUUGGGGGCCGGUAUAAAGUCGCCCCCUCAUGCAAGCUCGGAUGCUGUUCCUCUUCUCUCAGGAGAAGACACCUUCGAAGCAAUGGCUCUUGAAAUUGAGGAACUUCUAAACAAAUUAACCCAAGUCAACGAACGAAUGUCUGAACAGCCCGUCUCCGGCGCCGCCAUGCUUCACACUCUUCAGCGCCACCGUGAUAUUUUAACAGAUCUGUCUCGAGAUUUUCGAAAAACCACCUCCCAGCACGAAGUUCGAAGAGAGAGAGAAGAUUUAUUGAGGGGCUCCGGCGAUACCUUUCGCAGCGACGGAAUUAACAACCGACGUGAUAUGUAUUUAAAAGAGAACCAGCACAUACACAGUUCAGACCGUUUGGUUAACGAACAAAUUGCGAUCGCUAUGGAAACUAGGGAGCAUUUGACCAAUCAGCGGCACGCGUUUAAGCGCUUGCAGACUAGGUUUAACGAUAUCUCCAAUAGGUAUCCGGUUAUCAACAGUCUGAUACAGAGGAUUAAUUUGAAAAAGAGGCGGGAUUCGAUUAUUCUAGGGUUGGUCAUUUCUGGGUGCACGAUUUUAAUGCUCCUCUACGUGUUUCAUUGAUUCGGUUAUUGUGAUAAGGUUUCAAUAUUCCAUUAUUUAAGGAUAGGUCAAGUAUAACCAAAAAGUCGAGGGACGUGUUAGUGUUGACGAUAUUUAUAUUUGUUAUUUAAUAAAAGUGUAUUUUUA